Messenger RNA from Tripterygium wilfordii, 1097 nucleotides. RefSeq lists its product as uncharacterized. Gene Ontology annotation, biological process: tRNA wobble uridine modification; protein histidyl modification to diphthamide. Lineage: Eukaryota; Viridiplantae; Streptophyta; Magnoliopsida; Celastrales; Celastraceae. The transcript has 3 exons. Gene Ontology annotation, cellular component: nucleus; cytosol. The record is from RefSeq and is a predicted model, not a curated record. Gene Ontology annotation, molecular function: metal ion binding. Bases 142 to 870 code for a protein of 242 amino acids.
UUUGGUUCUUCAACAUAAUUAGGCUUUAUAUGGUACUUAAAUUCUAAUUAAUAUAGCAUAAGGUAGUUGGACCUUAAUUAUUAAUUUAUUCAAUCCACAUCCGCACUGUCUUUCGCUGAUGGUAGCCGAAAUAUUCCGGCAAUGGCGACAACGAUGAUCUCUGGACUCGUCAUUUCGGUUCUUGUUCUUUUGAUGGUGAUGGUGGUGGAAUCGAGCGACAACAACCACGUCUACUCGCCGUGUGGGGACACGACUGUGCAGGCGUCGGACGGAUUUACUUUCGGGAUCGCGUUCGCGUCGAGGACAUCGUUCUUCUACAACAGUUCCCAGCAGCUAUCUCCCUGCGACCGUAGACUUUCGCUCUCAUCCUCCAACUAUCAGAUCGCCAUUUUCCGGCCCAAAGUCGACGAGAUCUCUCUUCUAACAGUCAAUAGCUCUUCCUUCUCUCCGGACUCAUAUGGUGGGUAUAUGGUUGCAUUUGCUGGUCGAAAGUAUGCAGCAAGGUCUAUCCCUGCUUUUGUUGCGAACACUACAUACACUGUAACCAGCUUUACACUUGUUCUUGAGUAUAAGAAGGGCAGGUUGCAAAACUUGUAUUGGAAAAGGGACGGGUGUGCCAAGUGUUCUGGAAACUCUAACUUUGUUUGUCUGAACGGUCAGGAUUGUGCAAUCAGAACAUCAAACUGCAAAAACCAUGGAGGUUCUGUCGAUUGCAGCCUUGGAAUACAAUUGGCAUUUUCUGGCACAGAUAAACACUUUUCUGUUUUCAACUCUUGGUAUGAAGUGGAGAACCUUCGCCAAUAUUCACUUUAUGGGCUUUAUUCAAAUCUUAGGGAUUCUCUCACUAGCCAAUAUAACAAUUUCUUCUAAUUUUUUGUGUGUGGGUGCUGUUUGUAACUGGCAUGUUCUUAUUCUUUUCCUUUUGUCCUUGGUUGUCCUCUAUCUUCAUUUUUCCUGCAGAAUCUUCUCUCAUUUUGCAUGUUGUAGUUUGAUCUUGCGGUGUGUACAUUUUUGUACUUGAUGAUUGUAAUUUUCAUUUUCAUGUCAAUUGAUUAGAAACUAUCCUAGUAUCCUAUAUACAGAAUAACUAUGUAUGU